AUGGCUUCUUCUUGUUUGAGUCAUGUGCUUGAAAUUGAGAAACUCGAGAUCUCACCAAAGCCAAACUGGCUUGAACUUCCAAGAGACAUAACUAUCAACAUACUUCAGAGACUUGGAACUCUUGAUCUCGUGACUAGUGCAUCUGUUGUGUGUCCUCUCUGGUGGAACAUCUGCAAGGACCCUCUCAUCUGGACCACCAUUGACAUGAUGAGCAAUCUCUCUUUCUCACAGAAUUACUUUGCAUAUUAUAGUCGAUUAGAGAAAAUAUGUCUCUACGCCAUUGACAGAAGUUGUGGUCAACUCAAAAACAUACAUUUUUAUAAAUUUGGGACGGAUGGUCUCCUCUAUAACAUAGCCAAAAGAGCAAGUAACUUGAGAUGCAUUCGGCUUGAAGAAUGCCAUGAAAUUUCAAACAAAGCUUUUUCUGAAGUUGUGAAGAAGCAGCCACUUUUGGAGGAGCUUGUCAUUCAUCAUUGUUAUGACUUAGGAAGGUUUUUCUUUGAAUAUAUUGGCGUAUGUUGUCCACUUAUAAAAUCCUUGAAAUUUUUCCCUUGCCUAAUAAAGGAAUGUAAUAAGUGCGACAAUAUUGCGUUUGUUAUUGGAAGAACAAUGUCAGAGCUUCGGCACCUUACGAUUUUUAAAAAUGAACUCUCUAACGAUGGAUUGCUUGCUAUUCUAGAUGGAUGUCCUUCUCUUGAGUCUCUUGAUCUCCGGGGAUGUUUUCAUCUCGACUUGGAUCAAAGUUUAUUGAAAAGAUGCAAAAAGCAGAUCAGAGAAUUAAGGCUUCCAGCUGAUUCUGCAAAUCACCAUUUAAGCAAUUCUAAUUAUAAUAACUAUCUACAUAUGAAAGCUAUUUAUCGGAUGGAACAGUUUAUUAAGAGGUUUUGA
Lathyrus oleraceus (garden pea) is the source of this 888-nucleotide messenger RNA. RefSeq names its product putative F-box/LRR-repeat protein 23. The record is from RefSeq and is a predicted model, not a curated record. The transcript has 2 exons. NCBI's taxonomy places the organism in Eukaryota, Viridiplantae, Streptophyta, Magnoliopsida, Fabales, Fabaceae. Gene Ontology annotation, molecular function: protein binding. The coding region runs from base 1 to 888 and encodes 295 amino acids.